AUGUCAGCCGAUAAUUUGGAUUUGCUGGAAAAAAUAAAUUAUCUUAAAAGUUUAAGAGCCAUUCGCGAACGUUCAAAUAAAAUUUAUCAAAAGGGCGAAACCAACAACCUUGAUCAUUUCCAUGUAAAUCUAUCAAAUAUCCAAGAGGUUAUUAAUGUAAUGGCCUCACUUAUUAAGCGUGAUUAUAAAAAUAUCAAUGAUAUUCCACCUCAUGGCCGUUGGCGUCAUUUUGAUGUUGGGGGGCAUUCACGUAUUUGGACUCUGAUCAAUUCUUGGAAAGAUGAUUGUGAUACACUUGAAAUAACUCGGAGAAUUCUUGAUUUAUUUGUUGUGUCAGUUUUGUUAGAUGCUGGUGCUGGAAAUACUUGGUCUUAUAAGGAAAUUGGAUCCGGUGAAGUGUAUAAUAGAUCUGAAGGAUUAGCUAUCGCUUCAUUGGAUAUGUUUAAGUCUGGCAUUUUCUCUAGUCAAGAAAAUCAACCACAUCAAGUUAAUGCUGACAAACUGAUAAAUAUUAGUGUAAAUGAUGUUAGUAAAUCUUUUCAGGUUAAUGAUAAUAACCUUUUGGCAGGUCUUGAAGGUCGUUCCAAUUUGUUGGUUAGGUUGGGUCAUGCAUUGAAAAGUCAUCCUGAGUUUUUUAAAUUAAAUGAUAAUUUGCCACCAAGACCUGGAAAUUUAUUAGAUUAUCUUUUAUCAAAUUCGAUAAAACAAGAGAAUGAUAUUGUGGUAAAAAUUGAUACAUUAUGGUCAGUUAUUGUUGAUGGUUUUUCAGAUGUCUGGCCUCCAACAAGAACUUCAGUGGCAGGAAUUUCUCUUGGAGAUGUAUGGCCAUUUGAUGGUCUUAAAAAAACAUCAGAUGCACAUGUCGAUGAUCCUACAGAAAACCUUAUUCCAUUUCAUAAACUUUCGCAAUGGCUAACUUAUUCGCUUAUGGAACCGAUCACUAAAAUAUAUGGUGUUAAAUUUGAGGGAGUAGAACAUUUGACUGGAUUGCCAGAAUAUAGAAAUGGUGGUCUUUUUGUUGAUACUGGUGUUUUAACUCUCAAAUCAAUUGAUAUGGAUCGUGGUCUCGAUUACGCCAAAAAAUUUUCAAAAAAUGAUUUGGAGGUUGUUCCGAUGUUCGAAGCUGAUGAUUCUUUGGUGGUUGAAUGGCGUGCCAUGACAGUAAUUCUUUUAGAUAUAGUAGCACAGAGAAUUAGAGAUCACCUUGGUUUAUCUGAACAACAACUCUCAUUAGCUCAAGUACUUGAGGCAGGGACAUGGAAAGCUGGAAGAGAACUUGCUGCUUCUUUACGUCCAAAGACACGUGGACCUCCUAUUGCUAUAAAAUCUGACGGAACAGUGGCUUUAACAACAAUGAAGGUAAAAUUGAAAGGUGCACAAACUGGUCAUAGUUUGUUAAAGCGUAAAAGUGAAGCAUUAACAAAACGGUUCCGAACUAUAACUCAAAAAAUUGAUGAGGCUAAAAGAAAGAUGGGAAAAGUUAUGCAAACAGCUUCAUUUUCAUUAGCAGAAGUGACUUAUAUUGCUGGCGACAUUAGUUAUCAAGUUCAAGAAAGUGCCAAGAGUGCUCAAUUACGUGUUCGUACCAAACAAGAAAAUGUCUCUGGUGUCAUGUUACCGGUUUUUGAACAUUAUACGGAGGGAGGAAAUGAUUUUGAGUUAACUGGUUUGGGAAGAGGUGGUCAACAAGUUCACAAAUGUAAAGAGACAUAUAUUAAAGCAGUGGAGACUUUGGUAGAAUUGGCUUCAUUGCAAACCGCAUUUGUGAUUUUGGAUGAAGUCAUUAAAGUAACCAACCGUCGUGUUAAUGCUAUAGAACAUGUUAUUAUACCUAGAUUAGAAAAUACAAUCAGAUACAUAAUUUCUGAAUUAGAUGAACAAGAUCGUGAAGAAUUUUUUAGAUUAAAAAAGGUACAAGGUAAAAAGAAGAAAGAUCAAAAGAUAGCCGAAGAAGAAAAGAAAGUGCUUUCACUUAUAGAAAAUGCUGAAGAUUAUUCUUCAUAUGAUUCAAGACCUCGAGAUUUAUUGGAAAAAAAUGAUGACGAGGAUAUUAUAUUUUAA
This is a messenger RNA of Entrophospora sp. SA101, 2061 nucleotides long. The record is from the annotation of a GenBank genome assembly. NCBI's taxonomy places the organism in Eukaryota, Fungi, Glomeromycota, Glomeromycetes, Entrophosporales, Entrophosporaceae.